Molecule: messenger RNA, 420 nt
Organism: Chironomus riparius
Lineage: Eukaryota; Metazoa; Arthropoda; Insecta; Diptera; Chironomidae
Source: the annotation of a GenBank genome assembly
AUGGAUUAUUGGCCUUAUUUUAUUGGUCCAACUAUUCUGAUAGCAUCUGCUGGACUAGGCACUUGGAGUCGACGUAAUUUUAUUAAAUAUAAUAAAAAUCAGAGUCAACAGAAUGCAAUCGAGUCAACUGAUGAACAACUUCCCCAAAAUGAAGUUCCUCAAUCUAAUUUUGCUGAAAUAUCCUCGACCAAUCGUGAAAGACUACAGAAAACCAACGCUAAUGACUCAAUGACUUUUAAUUAUGCAACUAAACCACAAGAAACUCAGAUGCAAACAAUAAUAAUGAUGCCAAAGGAACCAAAAAUUCCAAAACAGUCAAAAAUGCCAAAACCAGAAAAAGCUCACCACUUUAAUCCAAAAGAGAAAUUGCCACAUUUUUGCAAGGCACCAAAUGAUGGAGACAUGAUCAAGAGAUAUUGA